Messenger RNA from Uloborus diversus, 634 nucleotides. RefSeq lists its product as uncharacterized. The transcript is spliced from 5 exons. Bases 55 to 597 code for a protein of 180 amino acids. The record is from RefSeq and is a predicted model, not a curated record. NCBI's taxonomy places the organism in Eukaryota, Metazoa, Arthropoda, Arachnida, Araneae, Uloboridae.
UAUAAACUCAUUUGCAUUCACUAAAAAUUACUGAUUUUUCUUCCCUUUGUCAUCAUGAACUCGCUCUUGAUAUUGACACUUUGUGGUUUAGCUGCCAGUGUUUUUGCAGACCCAUCUUGCAGUGAUAGUGAAGCUAAUAAAUGUGAUAAAUUAGCACCGAGUGACGUUAAGUACGACUUCACAACAUCAUGGCCAGAGACUGCUGAACAACUGGAUUAUGUCUGCCCGGGCUUCCUCAAAAUGAUACAGUGCACCAUAGAUUUCUCUGCAAGAUGUCCAAACACAUUAACAGCUUAUUUAAUAGAUUCUAAUCGAGAAUAUCAAAGGGUUUACUCAAAGAUAUGCUCUGAAUCUGAUCCUGCAAGACAAAAUUUUUUGGAGACUGUACCAUGUUUAAACAAGGAAGUUGAAACAAUAACAAAAUCAUGUGAAGCUACCAUUACCGGUCUGGAAUACUGCGAACUACAGGCUGCCGUUAGCAAAUGCAUCAAAGAUGAGGUUGCUAAGAAAUGUGGAAAAGAGGCAUAUCACGUGUUCAGCAACUUGAUCAAACCAAGAGAAGCUAUAUUUGAAGCAUUCUGCAGAGUCGGAAGAUAAUGUAAACGUUUAAAUAAAUAAAUUUCUAUUGCGAAAA